Rubroshorea leprosula is the source of this 2028-nucleotide messenger RNA. Lineage: Eukaryota; Viridiplantae; Streptophyta; Magnoliopsida; Malvales; Dipterocarpaceae. The record is from the annotation of a GenBank genome assembly.
AUACGCAACCUCCUCUUCACCAUCUGUAUAGGCCGAUCAAAGCAGCACCGACCCACCACCCCAUCUCACUCCCUAAAUACCAGCAAUUGUUCACAGUCACCUUCAGCUGUUCACUAUUGAACCACAACACGCCUUUAUGGAAAAGAAAAAAGAAAAAAAUUCUCCACCAAGCAAAGAAAAACAGCUAGAUAACUCAAGGAAUCUAUUCUCGGACUGAACGGUUUGAUCGCAAUUUGUUAAACAUUUUGGCUGUUCAAGAUGUGGCUUAUCAAUUUAACCAAUCAGCUUUCUGGUUGAAUGUUCAGUGCCUGGUUUGACACUUUCUCUCCUUUCUUCAACAAUAGAGCCAUUAUCUCCUUGUUCUUGUUCAGAAUUAUUAACCCUAGUGCUUUGAUGCUUUUGCAGCAUGAUGCAUUUUACACGCAACAUAAUUUGAGUAUGAGGAACUUUGUCCUUAAUGUAUCUAAGAGUGUGAUUGUUGAUUACAUCUCUUCACCAGAGGUUGGCUUCUUGAGGAGUAUUUCGGCACCUUUUGCAUCGAGCAAGACAAAGCUGGUCUUCCGGUUUAUGCAACAAGACAACAUUGAGCCUUCAACCAACCAGAGUUAUGGUUCUCUGUUAAGGAAUCUCACAUUUAUCAAGAAAUUUGCCUCAGGAAUUAUUGUUCCCAAGUCUUACAUAUGGCCAGUAGAUUCUAGUUAUUACUUGCUACCUUCAACCUCUGUCGUCUCAGACGCUCACAAAGUAGGGCUAGAAGUUUUUGCAUCUGACUUUGUGAAUGAUGCUCAACUUAGCUUCAAUUACAGCUAUGAUCCAGUGGCUGAAUAUUUAAAUUUCAUUGAUAACGGUGACUUCUCUGUUGAUGGUGUGAUAUCUGACUUCCCAAUAACUCCAUCAGAAGCUAUAGAUUGCUUUGCUCACCUAGGCAGAAAUGCUUCAAAACAAGCUGAUCUACUGAUAAUCACCAAAAAUGGAGCAAGUGGGGACUACCCUGGAUGCACUGACUUGGCAUACUCAAAAGCCAUCGUAGACGGUGCAGAUGUUAUUGACUGUCCUGUGCAAAUGACAAAGGAUGGGAUACCUAUUUGCUUGCAGUCUAUUAAUCUUUUUGAUAGCACAAAUGUUGUCCAAUCAAGUUUCAGCAACCUUGCAACAACGAUUCCAGAGAUUCAAGCAGGCACUGGCAUAUUUACCUUUACUCUGACAUGGAGUGAAAUUCAGACCUUGAAACCAUCAAUAUCAAGCCCACAGGCGAAGGAUUACAAUUUAUUUCGGAAUCCAAAUUUAAAAAAUGCUGGAAAAUUUGUAACAUUGUCUGAUUUUCUGGCCACAGCAAAAAAUGCUAUCUCUCUUUCGGGUGUCUUAAUCAGCAUAGAGAAUGCAGCUUACCUUGCAAAGGAGCAGGGCUUGAGUGUAACUGAUGCAGUGCUUAGUGCUUUGAGCAAAGCUGGAUAUGAUAAACUGACAACUCCAAAAGUUAUGAUACAGUCCAGUAACAGUUCUGUUCUAAAGAAGGUCAACAUUGCAGGCACUUAUGAGCUUGUCUACAGGGUUGAUGAAAGUAUUCGGGAUGCUCUCAAUGCCACAGUUGAGGACAUCAAAAGCUUUGCUCAUUCCGUAGUUGUUGAUAUGUCCUCUGUGUUUCCUACAGAUAUAAAUUUCAUCACUGGUUCAACAGAUGUUGUAACCAAGCUACAAUCCUUCAAGCUUCCUGUUUAUGUAGAAACUUUCAGCAAUGAGUUCACAUCUCAACCGUGGGACUUCUUCUCAGAUGCAACAGUUCAGAUCAACACAUUUUACAUGGAAUCCGGUCUCAAUGGUGUAGUCACAGACUUCCCAAAGACAUCUGCUCGAUAUAGAAGAAAACUCCGUCCUACUGUGCCAUUUUGUAGUAUGGACUAAUGUUUUGGAACAUACAUGUAAUUUGAUACACUAUUGCCAGGAAACAGAUGCUUAGGAAGGGGUAAAGAAAUACCUAGCUACAUGAGCCCUGUUCCGCCUGGUUUCUUCAUGGGACUCAUUGCACCU